UUCCCUAGCCAACAAGAUCACAGGAGUCCACAUACUUCUCCUUCAUUCAGCUCUCAGUAUAUAAACUCGCGCCUUGCCUCCCGUAUUACACAGUUACACUAUCGAAUGUCGAUUUAGCUUGAAUUCUCUCCUCUCUCUCUCUCUCUCGGUCUCUUUUGCUAGGUUAGUCACUGCGCGGCAAAUGUCUUUUGAUAUCGACGGGAAUCAUUUUUCAAUUAUUUGGUUUGGUUUCAUGAAUUGGAGAAGGCUCUGGUGUUUGGAAUAUCUAUUGGACAUGAAAAUUGGCAUUUUAUUUUUCUGGAAAGCUUCCUUCUCAUUGCGUUCUAAGUAGAGUUAAUUAAUUGUUUCUGUGGAAGACGUCCUACUUGGACUUAAUUUUGAAUUAAUUUAUGGGGAAAGCACUGCGUCUACCUCCGGGGUACCGAUUUCAUCCCACUGAUGAUGAGAUAGUUCUGCUCUAUCUAAAAAGGAAAAUAAAGGGUGAACGUUUCUAUUCUAAAGCAGUUGCAGAGGUUGAUAUCUACAAGUUUGCCCCUUGGGAACUUCCAGGUAAAUUCAAAUCCGGAAGUGGUGAUCUGCAAUGGUACUUCUUAUGCCCAGUGGAGAGAAAGUAUUCUAGAGGGCAUAGAAUCAAUCGUGAAACCAAAGAUGGGUGCUGGAAAAAAACCGGAAACGAUAGUUCUGUUCAUCACGAUAAAGAGUUGGUGGGGUCAAAAAAAACAUUGGUUUUUCACAAGAACCUCAACUCGACAGCUACAGGGAUACGGGGAGGAAAAUCAACACAAAGGGAACGAACUGAUUGGGUUAUGCACGAGUACAGCCUUGGAGAUCAGUAUAUGGCCAAGGAAGGAAUUGUCAAGAACACAUAUGUGCUCUGUAUGAUUUUCCAGAAGGAGGGCCUAGGGCCAAGAAAUGGUGCUCAAUACGGAGCACCAUUUAAGGAGGAAGAAUGGAAUUACAAUGAGGAUGACGACUCUGCAGAAGCUGUCACUUUAGCUGGUUCGUUGCCUAGUAGCAGUAGCGGUUUGGCUGCUAUCGACACCAAGUUCUUGGGUGGCACAACAUCUGUGUCAUGUUUAUCUGAAGCUAUGCAGUCACAAUGUGAGGGGUUUUCUGCAGUUCUCAAUAAUGAUGCCUCAAUUGAGUUAUCUCGAGUAUUGGGCAAUAGCGAUAUUCUUCCAGAAGUGCGUACUUCCUUCAAAGAGGACAACCCUUUGAUUUUGAGUGAAGAUGACAAAAAUAAGAAUCUCAAUCCUGAUGAAAAUGCACUUUGUUUAUCUGAUAUCAUGGGAGAUUUUGAAGAUUUCUACAAUUUUGAGGGAACUCCCUGGAGUCCGGAUGACCUUUUUUUUGACAUAGCUGAUCUCGAUCUGCCACCGGACGCUCCUCCUACAUAAAAUUCUGUCCCAAAAAAUUUUAUUGUAAAAUGGUUACAAGCUGAAGGGCAUGGAAGCUAGUCGGGAACUCUUUCGAUGAAGACAAGGAUCGAAGUGCAGAAGUGUUUGGGUUACAAGGUAAUAAGGCAUCUCGCAACGAUGCCGUUUCUACCAGGGAGGAACGGUGCCGUUUCCAUUCCGGAAGAGGUGCAAGCAACGCUGUCGUUUAGUCUAAUUUCUUUAAGUCCUUAACGUUGUCGUUUUUUAUUGCAUUUUAGUUCUAUAAUACUCUAAAAUUCUGUUUUGGUCCUUCCAGUAAUUGUGUUACACGUGUAAGAAUAUUCCAAAGUUAGUGGACCCUGCGUGACAUUACCGUCGGCUGUUAUCC
This is a messenger RNA of Juglans microcarpa x Juglans regia, 1764 nucleotides long. Its product is annotated as NAC domain-containing protein 82-like. The record is from RefSeq and is a predicted model, not a curated record. Bases 390 to 1397 code for a protein of 335 amino acids. The transcript is spliced from 6 exons. Lineage: Eukaryota; Viridiplantae; Streptophyta; Magnoliopsida; Fagales; Juglandaceae. Gene Ontology annotation, molecular function: DNA binding. Gene Ontology annotation, biological process: regulation of DNA-templated transcription.